AAGAAUGAGAAGGGAAGGAGUAUCGCAUCGGGCGAUCUUCAUGGAACGUAUUCUUGAGAUUCCUACUCAGCGUAGUUAUCAAUCGACAUUGCGAACUUAGAUAACCAAGUGAUUGUGAUACAAACUUUCCAAGUCUUUUGAAACUGACUAAAAAAUUUACAGAACCAUCGAGUGCUAUUAGGUCAGGCUUGAACAUUAUCGUGAGAUAUCGACAAAAAGAAAUAACCGUUUCGUAAUCACGCGUUGUCAGUCUUUUCACGAGUAACUUCGAUAAUCGCUGAUUCGUGCAAGUUUUGAAACACAUAAAUGCAGGCUUAAAAUGACACUUCCAGUCAACAAGUUGGCCAAUGCAUUGGAAGUAUUUGUAAAUAAUUUGAAGUUCAACAAUGAGUCCUCAAAGUUAUAAAAAUCAUAUAACUUCAAAAGUUAUGGCAUCCAACGGUUUUCCUGAUUCUGAGACUGCAGCCAAGGAGUCCAAAAAUCACUCAUCACCUUGUGAGUUAUUCAACUCAAUGCCAUGGUUUGGCAUGGAUAUAGGAGGUACAUUAUGCAAAUUAGUAUAUUUUGAACCAAAAGAUAUUACAAGGGAUGAAGCUGAUGCAGAGGUGGAAGUUUUAAAGAAUAUUAGGCGGUACCUAGUUAAGAAUUCCGCAUAUGGAAAAACUGGCCACAGAGAUAUACAUCUGCAGAUGGACAAUGUUUACAUAAGGGGCAGACAUGGCACAUUGCAUUUUAUUAGAUUUCCUACAAGUGAAAUGGGAAAUUUUUUAGCAUUAGCAAGGUCUAAGGGUAUGGCUAGUCUUGUGACAACAGUUUGUGCCACUGGUGGUGGAGCAUAUAAAUUUGAAAAAAAUUUUAAACAAGAAGUAAACAUGAAUUUAGCAAAAUUUGAUGAACUAGAUAGUUUAAUACGUGGCAUGCUUUACAUAGAAACAACAAAUCCACGCGAGUGUUAUUACUGGUCUCAUCCUACAGAAGAUAGCAAAUGUCAGAAAGUUCCUUAUGACUUUUCUGAACCCUAUCCAUUCUUGCUUGUAAAUAUAGGGUCAGGAGUAAGCAUACUAGCAGUAUAUGGACCAGAAAAUUAUAAGAGAAUCUCUGGUACAAGUCUAGGCGGCGGUACAUUUUUAGGACUGUGUUGUUUAUUAACUGGAUGCAACACUUUUGAAGAGGCAAUAGAAUUAGCAACAGGAGGUGACAACACUAGAGUGGACAAGCUGGUUAAAGAUAUUUAUGGUGGAGAUUAUGGACCAUUCGGUCUCCCCGGAGAUCUUGUUGCAAGCAGACAUUUACUUGCAUGUUUUGAUCGUGUGUUCAGUUUUGGUCAGAUGAAUUCUAAAGAACGUCGCAAUGCAGUUAGCAAGGAAGAUCUUGCGCACGCUACACUUGUCACCAUUACAAAUAAUAUUGGUUCAAUUGCGCGUAUGUGUGCCGUGAAUGAAAAAAUCGAAAGGGUAGUAUUUGUGGGUAACUUCCUCAGGGUAAAUCAUAUAUCGAUGAAACUUCUGGCCUAUGCUAUGGAUUAUUGGUCUAAAGGAACAAUGAAAGCUUUGUUCUUGGAGCAUGAGGGAUACUUUGGUGCGAUAGGAUGUCUGCUUCAAUUCAAUGGAGACACAAGUUAAAGAUAUAGAAAAAAUGCAUAAUAUAUAGCAUUCCAUUUGAUACUCCCGUUCAAGUGAAUCUUUUUUAACGAAGGCGGUUAUCCAAUUAUUUAAUACGAUUAUUUAUUUUUAUUAUAUAUUGUUUAAUUUCUCAGGAAUUAGUUAUAAUGAUAUAUGAAAUUUUAAUAACGGCAGAGGCCUGAGGUCAGAAUUGUAUUAUCUUUAUAUUUAUUGUAAUCUUAAAGAAUAAGCACAGUACAAUAAGUUAGUAUUUCGAAACGUAUUAUAUGAUCAUUGUAAACAGACCUAAUGUGGGCACAAACUUUGCACGAGUUUACAUAAGAAAUUAUAAUGGACCAAAAGUCGAACGCAUAAAACUCAAGUGAACAUUCUUUAUACGAGUAAUAUGGGUCUACCUCAUACUUUACUUUCCAAACGUUUUUAUAAACACAUUCAUCGAUUCUUCACAAUUCGUCAUUUUUUAUAAAUUUUUUAUUAUUCACAAACGCAGAGAACAAACAAUAAUUGGAGAACUAUCUGCUUAACAUCUAUUGCUAUGAUUAUUGUUAUUAAUAAAUUUUUAACGUAAGUUAAUAGAAUAGUAAGAUUAACGUUAUGUUAUACAAAUAAUAGAAAGUAUAUGUAAUGGUCGGUGGUGACAUUUAGAAGUUAUUUCUAUGCAUUCUUUGCCAUCUAACAAAUACUGUAAGGGGGAUAUUAUACGAGGUGAUGUAAGGUAUUGUACGCAUAAGAUAUUGUUAGGCAUUUGUUAUAGAAUAAUUCACAACACGGUAAAUAAUAGAACGGAAAAACAUUA
Megalopta genalis is the source of this 2418-nucleotide messenger RNA. RefSeq names its product pantothenate kinase 3 fbl (gene fbl). Gene Ontology annotation, biological process: coenzyme A biosynthetic process. The record is from RefSeq and is a predicted model, not a curated record. NCBI's taxonomy places the organism in Eukaryota, Metazoa, Arthropoda, Insecta, Hymenoptera, Halictidae. Gene Ontology annotation, molecular function: ATP binding; pantothenate kinase activity. Gene Ontology annotation, cellular component: nucleus; cytosol.